This is a messenger RNA of Carcharodon carcharias (great white shark), 2153 nucleotides long. RefSeq names its product taxilin beta a (gene txlnba). Lineage: Eukaryota; Metazoa; Chordata; Chondrichthyes; Lamniformes; Lamnidae. The transcript is spliced from 10 exons. The coding region runs from base 78 to 2045 and encodes 655 amino acids. Gene Ontology annotation, molecular function: syntaxin binding. The record is from RefSeq and is a predicted model, not a curated record.
CAGCUGUUCUGUCACUCCAGAAAGUGAGCUUGUUUCACUACAGUGCACGGCCCAGGCAGAGGCCUUACUAAUCAACAAUGGAAUGCCAGGGUACCAUCAAUGAUAACACUCAAGUCCCUCCUGAUGGAACUGGGACGCAGCAACCUGUCCAAUCACCAACAUCGACGCCCGGCGCCGAUCAAUCAGAGCCGGCUGGGAUCGCCCCGGCAUUGCCACAGCCACCAGAGGAGAGCCCAAAAGCUGUCAGCAUGCCUGACCAGGCACCGGUGAAGACGGCCUCUCCCAACGCAAAGGAGGCGGCUCCUGUUCAGAGUGACUCGGCCGUCCCUGACAUCGCAGAGGAACUGGACAGGCAGCUGGAGGACAUCCUCAAAAGCUACGGCUCUGGGGAAAGCCCAGCGAGCGAGGAGGCUGAGGGCGAAGCCGAGAGAGGGGAGGUCGUCACUGUCGGAGAUGGGGAAUCUGAAGACUGCAAUGGGGAGGCUGAGAUAGAGCAAUCGGAGCCCGCGGUGCCUGAUGAAGCAAACAAGGAGACGGGUAAGGAACAGAAACUGGAGAAGAAGAAACUGAAAGGGCUGGGGAAGGAAGUUGCCGUCUUGAUGCAGAACCUGAGUAAAACCAGCUCAGCCGAGGAGAGGCAGGAUGCUCUGGUCGGCAAGUAUGCCGAGCUGUUGGAAGAGUAUCGCGGAGAGCAGAAACAGAGGAAGAUGCUGCAGAAGAAAAUGGCCCAGCUCGGCAAAGAGAAGGACCAGCUGCAGAGUGAGCACAGCAGGGCUGUCCUAGCUCGCAGCAAGCUCGAGAGCUUGUGCCGGGAACUCCAGAGACACAACAAGACACUCAAGGAGGAGAGUCUGCAGCGAGCGAGGGUGGAGGAGGAGAAACGCAAAGAGGUGACCAAACAUUUCCAGGACACCCUGCUGGACAUCCAGUCUCAGAUAGACCAGCACAGUCAGCGGAACAUCAAACUGUGUGAGGAAAACACUGAGCUCGCCAACAAACUGAAAAGCAUCAUCGAGCAGUACGAUACACGGGAGGAGCACUUUGAGAAGGUCUUCAAACACAAGGACCUGCAGCAACAGCUGAUGGAUGCGAAGCUCGCACAAGCACAGGAGCUGAUGAAAGAAGCAGUGGAACGUCACCAGCGAGAGAAGGAAUAUCUACUGAAUCAAGCGUCUGAGUGGAAGCUGCAAACCAACAUCAUGAAGGAACAAGAAACCCUGCUCAAAGCCCAGCUCAAACUGUACUCUGAGAAGUUCGAGGAAUUCCAGGGGACGCUGACAAAAAGCAACGAAAUGUUCAACAGCUUCAAGCAGGACAUGGAAAAGAUGACAAAGAGGAUGAAGAAACUGGAGAAGGAGACUAUAAUGUGGAAGACGAAGUGGGAAUCCUGCAACAAAGCUCUCCUGGACAUGACUGAUGAGAGAGAAGUACGAUCCAAGGAAUAUGAUUGCUUUCAGCUGAAGAUCCAGAGGUUGGAAAACCUUUGUAGAGCACUUCAGGAGGAAAGGACUGAGCUGUAUAAGAGGAUAAUGAAUGUGCGCAUCAAGGCAGAUGAACCAGAGUCCCAGGCAGGUGAAAGAGAGGGUGUUGAAGAAGAGCAGGAGCAGGGGGAAGGUGCAGAGACAUCAGUGGGUUCCACUUUGGGAGAGAGCCGUCUGCAGGACCUGGCCAUGGCGUUCAAAGUGGUACAUUGCGGAGAAGAAGCCGCUCACAAGGAUGGCACAAGGGAUGAUGAUGUUUCUCCAGAGUCCGAGCCAGAAAGCACACUGUCCAUCGCGGAGACUCUAAGGUCCCUAUUACAAGAUAACCAGACAGGCGCAGCCGCAGAACCACCCACUCCAGUUCCUGCUCCUGUUCCUGCUCCAGCUCCAGCUCCUGUUCCGGUACCGGAUACCACUCCUCCUCCAGCUACAACUCCACCUACAAUUCCAGCUUGUGUUCCAGAUACUGCUCAGGAAACAGGAGGUUCCACAAAGGAACCGGGCCUUGGCCAGGGGGAAGUUACAGACAGGAUAGAAGAAACGGACAUGGAUGCAGUUGACUGACUGACAGUGUCUAACUAACUACACUUCUCAAUCAGUUUUUAAAACUCACCACUAAAGGAUUGAUUUGUUUUCCAAUAUUGGGUGCAAUGAAAUGAAAAUAUAUCCUUA